Toxoplasma gondii ME49 is the source of this 2232-nucleotide messenger RNA. RefSeq lists its product as hypothetical. The transcript is spliced from 3 exons. The coding region runs from base 222 to 1835 and encodes 537 amino acids. NCBI's taxonomy places the organism in Eukaryota, Apicomplexa, Conoidasida, Eucoccidiorida, Sarcocystidae. The record is from RefSeq and is a predicted model, not a curated record.
UGUAGAGGAUCACACACGCGCGUGAUAUUAGUGUGAUCAACGGAGCCACCGACUCGGCCAAAGCACUGCUUCUGUACUGCCCAACACGGCCAUCGGCAAAGCGAAGCGUCAAGCGGGACACUGACAAUGUUGAACUGUAUCGUUUCAGGGCACGCAUAAUUUCACGACUACCAGCGAUUGAGGUUCUAGACCACCAAAAAGUCACGGACACCGAAAAGCAGAUGUCCUCUUCCUGCGAAGCGCACAAUCAGUCGGUGGCUUCCCUUGGUUGCUCUUCGCGAUCUACUCGUUCUAUGCCUCAUGUUGGUUUCUCUGGAAGGUCGUCGUCAGGGCCACGUAACCACUAUUUCUUGACUCUGCAUACGAGGACGGAACGAUCGAAAAGUUGUCUUCAAUCUGCCUGCUCGUCAAGAUCCCCUUCAGCAACAGCGGUAUCGACGACACCCGACAAGGAACCAGGCAAUGGGCAUCACGUCGCAGAUUACUCUCACGUGUCGUCGCCAAAGUGCAUCUCUCGUUCGCGGCAACUGUCUGGGUUUUCGGCCCUCGACUGCGACGUGCUGCAAAAAGCACGUAUUCUUUGUGCCCGGCCGAAGAGUGAUAUGCGCGACAGGGAAUCUCUGCUGCUUGCCGACAAAGUCCUUUGUCCGUCUCCGCAUCCACCGGCGAUACGAGCGCUUCGAAACGAGACUUUCAAAGAAAACACUCCACACAUGCAAGGCCUCUCUAGCGCAAGUGUUGUCUGCAGUACGGAGCAUGUUAAUCCUGUCAUGGGACCAGCUUAUGUUCCACAGAGGAACCUUGUUUUCCAAAACCCGCGUCGUGCAAACACGAGUCACGGGCAGCGUACCUACGUUGGUGCAUGUAAUGCCUCGUUCUCUUUUUGCUGUGCCUCUUCUGUCGGGAACUCAACCAAAGGAACUGACACUGCUGGCUUUCCCGGCGAGGCAGCAUGCGGCAAGGACGUUUCUCCUCUGGAAGCUUGGGAAACCGAGGAGGUUCGAGCUGCCUGUAUGGGCCUUCUGAAACAGUGGGCACCUUUCCAAGAACGACGGCCGCCGAAUGAUUUCACGUACACCAUACCCCUUGAGUUCCUUCAGCCUCUCGCGGAAUUCGUCGAGAACGACUGUGCGGGCAUCGGAAAAGUUCCUGUUCGACUCAUCAAAGAUGCCGUGCAGCUCAAAGAGGAACACGAAAAAACAGUCGCAGCAGCCCAGGCACAGACUCAAGCGGACGUUGCAGCAGCAGGACACUUGGUUCCGACUUCUCAUUUUGGUUCGCAGGGGCGAGGCAAUCACAGCGCCGGGGGCACCCGAGGGAAAGCAGGGAAGACUGCAAGUGAAACCUCAUCCGAAGGUGGUCACAGUGCAGGUGGAAAUCGGGGCUGCCUUGCCCGCAAGGCAGCUGGCGGUGUGGUCUCUAGCACAACAGGCACGGUUCCUUCCCCAAGUGUAGGAUCAGUCGCCAAAGAGAAAACUGUAGCAGGAUUAGGCAUCCUACCAGCCAAAGACGGUGCCAGUGGACUGACGCAGGGAAUGCCUCUUGCUUCCCCUUCGCCCGACAUGACAGCAGCUCAGGUGCUUGAUUGGGUUCUUCAUCGACCUUGGGUAGAGCGAGACGAGCACCUGAUAGAACAAGCCCUUGAGAAGUUCUAUGUAGAUGCUCAAACCCGGCUCACCCAGGGGAAACCAGCUGAGGCGACAAAGAUGGCAACUCUGGCGAUCAGGCUGUCGCGGAUUCUUGACGAACGCCAGGCUGCAAAAGCUCGGGCAGUCGCCGACAACCCUUCCACAAUGAGGAUGUUCAAAGAACGUAAAAUGGACUUGUUCUGGUAGAGACUUAGUCCAGAGUUGAUUUUGCUUUACAGCUGUGUCCCUGGACAGAGGCGUGCAAUACACACAGACCAUGCAAAUACCCCCCACCACUCCCCUUUCCUAAUUGUGCCCUCAACCGAGAGAGGUUCAAAUCAAUCUGGCAGUUGAGUCCCUGGCACGCCCAAAGGUCCUUUCCCCUUUGCAUUUCUGUCAGUCCUGGCGGGACACUAAGUUGAAGUCAGACAUGUCAUGUAAACCUGGAGUUCGUUUUUGGUCCGCACAAACUGAAUUCCCCAGGAUUACCGCUUCCUGUAUCCUGAUGCACGAACACGUUGUAUCACAGCGCGCAGCUCCCUUUACCUAUAGGACGAAUGUCUUUUCUAGUGAAGUAACCACGGUAAAAACGGUUUUCUAGUAA